Molecule: messenger RNA, 2312 nt
Organism: Etheostoma spectabile (orangethroat darter)
Lineage: Eukaryota; Metazoa; Chordata; Actinopteri; Perciformes; Percidae
Product: E3 ubiquitin-protein ligase TRIM7-like
Exons: 7
Coding region: 477-2114 (545 amino acids)
Molecular function (GO): protein binding; zinc ion binding
Source: RefSeq, a predicted model, not a curated record
UACUAUUCAAAGAAAGAAGUGCAACACUGUACCUCUUUGGGGAGAGAGGUAUGUGAAGUAGUUAAAGUAACAAGCAAAGGCACAGGAAUGAAGUUGGCCUUGGGAUGUGAGAAUGCACCAUAAAUCACAGGGCCAUGAAAGUCAAACUGAAACUACAGAGUGAUGUAUGGCUACAUCUGGUGUAGGCACUUGGCUAAAUUUCAAGUUUGAGAAGGAGUGUGUAAGCAGAUCUAGGUAACUAACUUCAGUGCCUCUCAUGCUCCUAUCACUCUCGCCUCUCAUGGAGCAUGAGUCAAGACUGACUGUAGGGCAACUGUGCAUACGAUACUGAUACCUAAGCACACAAAAACACUGCUCCUCCCCCCCUUUUAUGCCCUCCCAUGUUCCCCCUUUACAUCUGUUUCGUACAAACCCACUGAUUUAGUCGGACUCAAACAACACUGGUGCCAAAUCUGGAGACCACCAACGGCCCCUUCAUGAGCUGCCAGUCCUUCCUCCCCGUCUUCCUUCACCGAGCCGAGGCAGAAGGCCUCACCUCAACUCCGCGGUCAGUUGACUCUCCAGAGAGGUGUGAGGAACAUGAAGUGAGCCUGUCUAUGUUCUGUUUGGAUGACCUGGAGCCUUUAUGUGAACAAUGUGCAGCUGUGAGCCACGCAGGACACAGGGUUUACCUCCUGACUGAGGCUGCAACUGACUGCAAGGAGGAGCUCAAGAUAUCACUAAAUGGACUGAAGAAGAAGAUGAUGUCCUUUGAGGAAGUCACACAGACCUGCCAACAUGCAUCCAGACAUACCAGGACCUCCCUAUUCUUCCUUGCACUCUCCUUACUUUUCUGUUCUUCCCAGGCUGAGGCCAAACUCACAGAAGAGCACAUAAAAAAGGAUUUUGAGAGUCUUCACCAGUUUCUGAAAGAGGGGGAAGCAGCCAGGCUGCUUGCACUCAGGGAGGAAUGGGAGGAGAAGAAGAGAGAGGCAGAAGAAGCGAUAGACCGAAUGAAUCAGGUGAUAAAAUCUAUGGAAGAAAAGAUCCAACUGGUUGAAGAGGAGCUAGAUGCAGGUGGAGAUGGGGUUGGAUUUUUAGAGCACUACCAAGACACGAUGAGUAGCACAUGUCACAAGGAGCCACAAGUUUGCACACGUCUAAUAGAUGUAGCCAAACACCUGGGUAACCUCCAGUAUACCGAGUGGGAGAAGAUGAAACACAUCGCCCCGUACAGUCAGUUUCUUUCUGUACAUCAAUGCACUUCCUGUCCCCUCCCUCCUUCUGUACCCUCUCAUCCCCGUUAUAUCUUCCAGCUCCGUGCUGGAACAGAGUCUGGAUCUUGCUGUCCCUGUCCCAGCUAUCCCAGAACGUUUCCACCCUGGGUCCCGCAUCCUUGCGAGAGAGGGUUUGAAUCAGGACUGCACUGUUGGGAUAUCGAGGUUGGUUCCACCAACAAUUGGACAAUCGGUGUGGCUGCUCAGUCAGUGUCCAGAAAGGCAGAGUUUGAGGUCUGUCCAGAGGCAGGACUCUGGUGCAUCAGCCUGCGAGAAGGCGAGUACCAAGCCCUGACCGCUCCCGCUCAGACACUAAACUCACACCAGCUCAGCAGGGUCCGUGUGAGGCUGGACUGGGAUGAAGGGACCCUUGAUUUCAUGAACGCUGAUUCUGAAACACAUCUUUUCACGUUUAAACAUUGCUUUACCGAAAAGAUGUACCCAUUCUUUGAGAGCACUACGUCGUGUGGGGGCUUUGCUGUGUUGGCAAAGAGAGUGAACAUCAGCGUGGAGGCAGAUUAUGUACCCGUGGAGGACCCCGCUAUCACUGAGGAGGAUCAAGUAAUGAAAAGUGAAUCUUGCACUGAGGGAGAUAUUAAUGCUUCGUCAGCCAAAACCAACAGCAAGAUAUCAGACUGCGGACGUCUGACAGAAGACCAAAAAAUGCCGAUUUGUUCUAUAAGAGAGGAGGAGAAAACAAUACCUCAGAGAUGCACCACGAAGGACGAGCUCAUUAAAACAAAAUCCGCUGAAAAGGAAACGACAAAAGACAACAAAACUGCUGCCAAAAAACAGAACAGGAAGCCAAGGCUCAAUGUGACCUACCAUGUUUCACUGAACAGAGCUCAUCAACAAUGAACGUGAAUAUGACAAACAAAUCAUAAUGUUGUGUUUAGUCCUAUGAGCAAAUACUUGGCACACUAACACACUGAACUCAGAUGGGGAACAUGGUGACGUUUAGCUUAAAGCACUGAAAACGUAGCCUACAGCCGUUAGAGAUUUGUUGUGUGCUUAUCAGUAUUUAAAUCCUCUGGAAUUGUAUUAUAUCCCAACAAC